CUUUUGUCGCUGGUGUGUCUCGUCGUCGCCGUUAGGAUUGUAGUGUUCGCACUAUUCUUUUCUAAAUCCUUAUUCAUUAAUACAGCGUGUGUAGCCAAAGCCAGCGUAAACAAUGGCGGAUCAGCAAGAAAACAAGGACUUCAGUGACGACGUGGCGGAGCAAAAUUUCGAUAAGAACGGCGAGGCUGAGGGCGGCAUCGGCGGUGGCGGCGACGCCGUGGAAAAUGGCCAGGACUCGCAGGAAGACAGAAAGUUAUUUGUCGGUGGCUUGAGCUGGGAGACAACUGACAAGGAAUUAAGAGAUCAUUUUAGCACAUAUGGAGAGAUUGAGAGUAUUAAUGUUAAGACAGACCCCAACACGGGGAGAUCGAGGGGUUUUGCCUUCAUUGUCUUUGCCAAAGCCGAAGCUCUUGACAAGAUCAUGUCGGCCGGUGAUCACGUUAUCAACAACAAGAAGGUCGAUCCGAAGAAGGCGAAGGCCAGACACGGCAAAAUCUUCGUUGGCGGCCUUUCGACGGAACUGUCCGACGACGAUAUCAAAAACUUCUUCUCACAGUUUGGUAAUAUCGUUGAAGUGGAGAUGCCGUUCGACAAAACAAAGAACCAGAGAAAAGCGUUCUGCUUUAUUACAUUCGAAUCUGAACAGGUAGUCAAUGAAUUACUCAAGACGCCGAAACAGACUAUCAAUGGAAAAGCGGUGGACGUGAAAAAGGCGACGCCCAAACCUGUAGACGGCACGUACGGGAUGCGCGGUGGAAUGAUGGGUCGCGGUAGAGGCGCUCGAGGUGGACGAGGUCGUGGAUUCGGUGGACAGGGCGGCUGGGGACAGGGCUACGGCGGCGGUUACGGUGGUGGGUACGGCCAGGGUGGCUACGGUGGUGGCUACGACGGUUAUGGCGGUUAUGAUUAUUAUGGCGGCGGUUACGGAGGCUACGGUGGCUACGACUACAGCGGUUACGGCGAUGGCUAUGGCUAUGGCGGUGGUAAUUACGAAGGUGGCUACGCGGGCGGGCGCGGUGGUGCACGCGGUAAAGGUUCUCUUCCUCACUACAGAUCUCGUCGCUCGUCCAAUCAUCAUUCCAUUUAACCGCGUCCCUUCCAGAAGAUUUCAACAAAACCACACUAUACCGAGAAAACUAUAAACGAGACAGACAGCAGUUAUAGCGAUUUCAUUUUAUAUUUAACUCUCUCUCCACGUCUAUAUGCUUCCCUUUCUGCCGUUUGCAGUCUGAACCUUGUUUCUUCUCCUUUUUAACAAUGCGAUCGCGGUAGAAAAGCAAGCAUAUAUAUACACACACACACACACACACAUAUAUAUAUAUAUAUUAUAUAAAAGAAACUAAAGAAAACCACUGACAGCAUUGAAUGUAUGCCGAACAAAGAUAUGAAGUAUCCAACAGUAUAAACAACCUCGAAAGGAAUAAUGUUGCCGUAAUAAUAGAUGAAACGAAGUAAGAAUAGUUGUAUAAAAUAAAAAAAAAGGAUUGUAAACACACGGUAACGCGCGAUAUAAAAAAUAUCUGCGUCAUUACUGAGGAACCGAUCGUACGAGAUUAUUUCCAUUUGUAACCCACUACUACGACACGUGUCUUUUUUUAUCUCCCGAUGCUCUCGAAUUAGUUAGAUUGGAUUACGGUUAGAGUAAGCGCGAUCUUCGACUACAGCUACAUUUAUGACGAGUACAAAAGUCGAACUGAUUGUAUGCAAGUAUACCGAUCUUUGUAUUAAUGCGUGCCGAAGAAAAUUGCCGUUUGGCGGAACUUUUCUCUAUCGUGCUCGAUGUUAUAUCUUUUAAAAUAUAACGCCACUGUGUUGUGUACAUAACUCCAAUACGAGUCGUUCUCAUUAACAUAACAUUGUAUCUUUUGUAAAUCGGAGCGUUCAGAAUCGAAGAAAAGUAUAUAUUUGA
This is a messenger RNA of Dinoponera quadriceps, 1909 nucleotides long. RefSeq names its product RNA-binding protein squid. The record is from RefSeq and is a predicted model, not a curated record. Gene Ontology annotation, biological process: regulation of gene expression. Gene Ontology annotation, molecular function: RNA binding. The coding region runs from base 113 to 1087 and encodes 324 amino acids. NCBI's taxonomy places the organism in Eukaryota, Metazoa, Arthropoda, Insecta, Hymenoptera, Formicidae. Gene Ontology annotation, cellular component: nucleoplasm. The transcript is spliced from 8 exons.